This is a messenger RNA of Brettanomyces nanus, 4614 nucleotides long. RefSeq lists its product as uncharacterized. Lineage: Eukaryota; Fungi; Ascomycota; Pichiomycetes; Pichiales; Pichiaceae. Gene Ontology annotation, molecular function: chromatin binding. The transcript has a single exon. The coding region runs from base 1 to 4614 and encodes 1537 amino acids. Gene Ontology annotation, cellular component: Scc2-Scc4 cohesin loading complex. Gene Ontology annotation, biological process: establishment of protein localization to chromatin; establishment of mitotic sister chromatid cohesion; replication-born double-strand break repair via sister chromatid exchange. The record is from RefSeq and is a predicted model, not a curated record.
AUGCAAGAUAAUGCCAAUAAUUUGUUUGACUUACCAUUUUCGGCUUCACUUUCGUACCAUCCAAUAGAAUACCUUCCUCCUAAGCAGGCAGUUAUAUCAUUUAGUGCCCCAUUCAGUGAAAGUUUCCCAUAUGAGAAGAUAACAGCGAUUGAGGAAGAGGAUGGAGAAGAACUGACUGCAAUUCCCGAUGACUUUGGCUUUGAAUCUGAUGAUUUACAGUAUGUGAAGUUCAAAAAACCAGCUAUGAAGUUGGGCAAGGGGAAUAAGCCCAUUACAGAUGAUGAUUCUGUAUCUCUAUUGAACUCAUUUGAACGUUCAUUACUUGAAUUAUUGCCUCAGGUGUCAAAGAAAGAUUACAUAAAGCCUCCAAUUAAAGUGAAAAGGAUCAAACUGAUUGGAAAUAUUGAUAGCGAGGAGGUGCGAGAACUUGAAGAAGGACUGAUACGACUGGAAAGCGGUGAUCCAGGACACAAAAGGUCUAAUUCGGAGUCAACGUUUGAUUAUAAUAAACGUACAAAGCUAGAAGAGAUCAAAAGUGAUGGAUCAAGUCCUGCUCCGGCGAUGUCUAAUAGCUCUGAGCUGGUUGACUAUGCUGAAAAGAAGGUGAAUACACUUCUGGACGAACUGAGUCCUGAUGCUGACUUACGCAAGACAUUUACACGACCAAAUGGUGACGAGAUAUCACUUUUGAAAUUGUCCUUUUGGCAUCAAAUACGAGAAAAUAUCUCCAGAUUGUGGCACAGCGAUGCUGUUUGUCGAUUGGACGUCGAAAACUUGCUUGCGCUUGAACAUGAAGCUCAAAGUACUCUUGAUUCUAUUAAUUCCGUUGUCAACUGGAAGUCUCAGAGUUCUCUUACAGCUCAACUAGCACAUAUUUCCAUGGAAAGUGCAACAGUCUUGCUUAUGUUACUUACUAGCAGCAUUGGAGAGAAGCGUAUGUAUAAGGAGACAUUUUUAACGAGUGUUUUCACUCUCAUUCAUGACCUUCAAGAUUCUGUCUUACCACUUUAUUCUUCUUCUACCACUUCUGUUCAUCCAGGCGUCAUCAAAUCUCUUCAUGAUCUUUCGGAACUUCUUAAUAUGAUCGUGAAGUUCUUACUGGGAACUAGAGUCAAUGACUCGUUGAUUACCAGACUUGAGUACUUUGCCUUUGCGUUCAUCUUUGCCGAUACCCCUAAGUAUGAUGAUACAGCCUUAGCUGUGAAUCUAGAGAAGCUCCGUGUAGCUGGCUCUAGCCUUCUUCUCACUAUUGCUAAGCAAUAUCCGGAGCAGUCCCAGUUCAUUGUCAGCGAGAUUUUUGCCAACUUUGAUAGUGUUUCUCAUUUGAAAGCACGUAGCAGACAAUUUAGGCUUUCUAGAGGCAUCAAUGUUCAAUUAAUCAGUAUAUUAUUGGUUCGUUUGGUUCAAAAUACUGACUGUAUGGAUUAUUCAUUUGAUGAGACUUAUUGGAGGAUGACAGGAUCGAAAGUUUCGUCCAGAAAAUCUCAGAAGGAAGUUGUUCAGCAGAUGACUAAUGAUUUUUAUAGCUAUUUGGAGCAGAGAUCAAAACAUGCAGAUGGGGUGGCCAACGAGAUUGCUGCCGCUAUGGCUACCAGAAUGUCACUCUCAUUUAACCAGAAUGUCCGGAAGGUGUUUGAAAAUUUAGUUCAUGACCUUCUGAACAUGCUAAAUUAUCCUGAGUAUCCUGGGUGCGAAGCAAUUCUUUGCUCGAUGAUGAUAAUGCUACUUCAUGUUUGCUACUCGGAGGAUGGAUAUCAAUCAUCUCUGCAAUCGUUUGCCUUUGAAAUCUCUGGUAUUAUUGGAUCCAGCUUGAUGCGCUUGAAAGAGCAACGGACACAUUCAUUGAGUCGUGAUUUUGCCUUGAUUCAUUCGGAUCAUCUUCAGGUUUUAUACUACUUGAGAGAGAAUGUGGCUGCCAUUGAGGAUAAUUCCUUUUCCUAUCUAUACAUGAAGUAUCUAUCAAGACUUCGCAAAACGAUCAAGGGAGCCUCUAAGACGGGCGACAACACUGCCCCUUUGCCACUUGUAAAGAAGCUUGAGAACGCUUCUAAAUCUCUUAUUCAAGUCCUCAACGAUAACCUGACAGUGCUUAACAGCAAUUCUUCUUCGAAUAUUCUUUCUUCGUAUCAUGAAAUUCUUCUUACGGGCAACUUGAUUGAUCAGUAUGACCCUUUUAUUUCCCUCAUCACUAGGAAUUUGUCGAACAAGAAGAUCAAGUCGCAAUCUGUUGCAAUUAAAAACUUGUCAUUGUUGGUAAGCAAUGACCCCUCUAUCUUGAAAAUGCCCACUGUUAGGCGUAUUUUAGCAACAAGACUCAAAGAAUCCCAUGCAUCUGUCUGCGAUGCCAUUCUUGAUCUUCUCUCGAAAUUUCUCAACUCUCAUGUUGAAAUGAUUCCUCUCUUUUAUAGCAUGAUCUCUGAAAAAGUAAGUGAUACAAGUGUCUCUGUGAGACGGAAGGCUAUUUCUCUUUGCUCGUACAUUUAUAGAAGCACCCACAAAGUGGAAAUUCGGGCCAAGAUUAGCGAGCAGUUGUUGAAAAGACUAGACGAUGAAGAAGAUACUAUUACGUUCCAGGCUUGCAAGUCUCUAUUAGAUUCCUGGUUUGUGUCUAUUAACGAUUUAUACGGGCAGUCAUUAGAGGAUACCGGUAUUUCUUUGAAGGAUGAAGUUCUGUCUACAGUGGCGGUCAUUGUCCAGGUGUUUAAUGAAGGGGAUCGUAACUGGACGUACUUUGAGCGGCUUUUAAAAGAGAAAGUCCUAAUGAGAAACGAUCUUAAUGAAGGGAUCGAUGAUCAAUUGCUCAAGGCAAUUUCUCUUAUGGUGGAAUACAUCCUUGAAUAUGCGACUGAAGAUGCUAUUAUUAUGAUGGAAGAUGAUGGCAUGAAGCGAAAAGUUGGAGAUAUCAUGGGAUUUCUUGCUAUUAUUAUUGGAUGUGAUAGUUCCUUUAUUCAUCAGGACCAGUUACUUGCCCUUCAACCUUAUUUAACUGACGAAUUGUCCACUGGUAACUCCUUAUGCUACCAUACUUUGCAGAUAUUUCAUCUAGCGCUCCCUCGCAUGACGAACUUAAACUCACGAUUUAUCAGCGAGUGCCAGGAGUCAAUUUUAACGCGGCUUACUAGGUUCAAUUCACGCGAACUUGACGAAGCUAUGCCAUGCCUUUGGUCACUCUCUACUCGCUCUCGGACUAUUGAGAUCGUGACAAGAGCUUGCAUUUCGUCGUUGAGGCUGAUGAGACUGUCUAUGGGUAAAUCGGUAGAUGCAAGGAAGUUGCAUAGGCUUUUGUAUUUGAUUGGCAGCUUUGGUAGGUACUGCAACUUAGAAAGUUAUCAGCAGUUGUUUCUGCAUUCUCGACUCGGUAUGAAGGACAAUGAGUCUGUGACUUCGUUGCUCGUCAGGCACAUACUUGUGUUCUGCGAUGAAAACAACAAGGAGUUGCAGAAGCCGGCUAUCAGGAAUCUUGUGGGAAUUUGCGUCUCGCAUCCAGAAUUAUUUAUGAGCAUUUCCGUACUUGCUAUCAUGGACGACAUAUUUUCAAAGCUUCCCGAGAACUUGGAACUACGGGGAAUCAUCGUGGAUGGGAUCUCAUUUUUCCUAGAGGAAGAAGAGAAAAACGUCGUAGAAAGAAAUGGAUUGGAUGCCAAACAUUCAAAGAAAAAGACCCUUGAUGUAGCUGCAUUCCACGGCGAAUCUGCAGAGUACAUUAAUGACAGCAUUUGUGCUUCUUUGGUGCAACGAUAUUUAAAGCCAAUACUUCAAGGUUCAAUUGAUACAGACCAAGAUUUCACAUUGAAGGCCACGCGAUAUGUUAGACUUGUGGUAAGACUUGGAUAUGCUAACCCCAAGCUUUGCUUUCCCACUGUGGUUGCUUUAGAGGCCUCUCCAUACCAAUAUAUUCGUCAUGUGGCAUCGCAAGUGCACCGGUCUCUUUUUGAAAGACAUGAAUCCCUCAUCGAGGGUGCCUAUCCGAGGGCACUAAAAUUGGCAGUCAGAUAUAAGCGAAAGUUCAUGCCUUUAAAAGAUAUGAUCAAGGAUAAGGUGCUGAUCCGAAAUAUACUGAAAAUUGUCGAUACUGCAAAUUCUGGAAGAAAGCGUAUCAAGUUUUUGAAGUAUCUUGUAGGUACGUUUAAAGUGGUUAAUGUAGACCAUUUGAUAGAAAAGUCCAAUGUGGAGACUUGCUUGUUUGUUAGGGAUUACGUGAUUUUUAUGGCCUUCAACCUUUAUGAAUUAUCAUACAAGACACAAGAAGAAAUUCUUCUAGUCAUGAAUGAGUGUAAUCGGGUGAUAUCUUCUGAGAUUCCUGAUAUACUGGAGGCAGUAGAUGAAUGCAACGAUGAUAUCGGAAGGAAGAUGGCACUUAAACUCGGGUCUUUAGCGAAAGCCUUAUUGAUACUCUGCUAUUUGGGCGACAGUUUGAGAGAUAUUUAUUCUCUUCCCGAAAAGGCACUUAUCAAAUAUCAGGAAUCCUCUAAUGUAGCCAAAGAAUUCAAAAGCAGCCCUAAAAGAGUCGAGGAUGGAGACCUGGAUAUAGAGAACCUCGAUCUUUUACUGAACCAGUCAACGAAUGAAAAAGAGCUCAUGCAACUCUGCGAUUUGCUAAGUAAAUAUGUUUAA